AAAGUCUUCUUCCAGCUCGUCACGAAAAUGAACUAUGACGUUUUCUAAAUAUCUGUGUACUUUAGUCAAGCUUCUCUUCUUUAAGCGGCACCUUGAGAGCAGUUAUGGCUUUCAGGAUAUGUGUGUAUACAAAAUGGUUUUCAUGAAGAAACUUCUCGCCUUAUUUUCUCUACUAUGGACCUACGUACAAUGUUGGCCACAAAGAGACCCAGGGCCUCUUCAAGUCUGCGGUGAUGCUUUUUAUCAAAAGUCCGAGUACACCUGCUAUGAAGGCGACUUCUUAUGUCCAGUCAUCGAUGGAGCCCCAACGUUACCUUGCGGACAGGAUUGCUACAAUUCAUCUAUGUAUUCAUGCAUUGGCGGACGUUUGACACUCAUACAGACCAAGAGCGAUCAUAGUUGCGACAAUUCGUCGAAUCAAUUCCACAUUAGUCAACCGCCAUAUGACAACUACUUUUACUCUGAUUGUCACACAGCGGCUCAAGUCGUAGUCAGUAGUCCUGUCAAUGGAAGCAAUCUUACGCUCAUUAGUCCACGUCUCAUCGUGGCAUGGCCUGGUGGUAACAGUGGGAUCGCAGCAUUCUGGAAACCUGAGAACGGUGUCAACGGAACUCUAAAAAUUGAGCUUGAUAAUCAGACCUCGAGUACUGGAGCCUUAUCCCCAAUCUACAAUAGUACUGGCAAGAGCAGUUAUCCGACUGUUGGCAUCUCAGGCUUUCUUAAAUUCAAUUCUACCGCUGUGCUCUCUGUUGCAAUUCUGGGAGGAAUCAGGACGAUACGCGAUUUCACCGAGGGCCCGAGCAUUUUGGUACCCGAAAUUCAAAAUGCCACAAAGUAUGACCUAAUUGACAAUGGCACAUUGAUUUUACAGAGGCUAUGGCUUGACAACCUGACGACAACAUCGUUGUCGUUCACACCGUUGCUUCCAGGAUCAAUAUCACUCUCUGGCAAUGUGGCUACCUUCGAAGCCGGACGGUAUCUUUUCACGGCAACUUACGACUAUCCACAGCUUAGUCAACUAAGUGCGAAAGAAGCACUUAGAAAUGCCUCGUGGGAUUUAAUCACCCAGGACCCCGACCAGACAUCUUCUCUAUCCUUCUUUUCGUACAAAUCAAAGCUUCUUGCUGGUGCAUGGCGCUUUCUCACGUACUUUGGACGGGAUUCUAUGCUUACACUUUUGCUUAUGCAACCUGUUCUUAGCGAAGGCGAAGGUGGCGCAAUUGAAGCUGUCAUUGCCUCCGUUCUUGAACGAAUCAACAGAACAGAUGGAAGUGCCUGCCAUGAAGAGACAAUUGGCGACUAUGCCACGUACUUGAAUGAGAAGGACAACAUUACAAGCACUCAACCUCAAUGUGAUUACAAAAUGAUAGACACAGACUACUAUCUUCCUGUUCUCAUUAAAAACUACUUUGUUGACACACCAACAGGUGUAAAUCGUUCAACCCCAUUCUUUCAAACCAUGGCAACUUCGGAUUUUGGCAAUGGGAACCUGACCUAUGCAGAUUUGGCGCUUAUCAAUGCUGAGAAAAUUAUGAACACGUCCGCGGCUUUUGCAGCGGAUGGUGGACAAGUUCGCGAAAACUUGAUCCAUCUAAAAGCUGGACAAUUGGUGGGCCAAUGGAGAGACUCAACGUAUGGCAUUGGGGGUGGGCGUGUGCCUUUCGACGUUAACACUGCUCUUGUCCCGGCAGCACUACGAUCUAUCAGUACUCUAGCAUCGCAUGGAUACUUUCCAACGCACCCCGAGUGGAAUAGAACUGCAGCCCUUUAUGCGCAGACAUGGGAAGAUGAAACAUUACAGUUUUUUGAGAUCAGUAUCCCACGAGAAGACGCUAUAGAUCUUGUUCAAAACUACACAACACAGUCCAAUUUUUCUGGGCCUUCCAACACAGGCAACAUCACAACUACGGUAAAUUUCUACGGACUUGCGCUUGAUGGGAACAAUAAUCAGUCUUUGGUUAAAGUUAUGAAUACAGACGAUUGUUUCCGACAUUUCCUUUUGAACACCACCAAUCAAACUCAGCUUAGCCGCUUCCUAUCCUCUACUGCCGAUCAUGUCUUACAGCCAUUUCCGGUUGGGCUUUCCACCCCCGUCGGCCUGUUGAUAGCGAAUCCUGCAUAUGGCGGGGAUCCUGUAUACGCGCAAAACUUCACAAACAAUGCAUACCAAGGCACUGUUGUAUGGAGUUGGCAGAUGGCAAUGAUGGCUGCAGGCUUGGAGAGACAGUUGUAUCGCUGUAGAGAGAGUGCUGAUCUGCCUGAUUUCUGUGCUGAUAUACCGUUGAGAACCAAGAUUUCAACAGCUUAUAACCACCUUUGGGAUUUAAUUGAAGCGAACAAAGACCAGUUAAGUGAGGAAAUGUGGACUUGGGUUUACGAAAACGACGAGUUCGUCUUAACGCAGCUGGGCGAUCUGCCACCGGCGCCAGGCGCAACGUACACUGAAAGCGAUGUACGGCAGCUCUGGAGUUUGACUUUCUUGUCGGUGACGCGCAACAAAAAUUUAACUUAACAUGAUAUAAUCAUGCUGAUUGAGGGAAGGUUAUUGUACAUUGAUCUAGCCCUCUACAAAUGAAACUCUGGCU
Molecule: messenger RNA, 2585 nt
Organism: Verruconis gallopava
Lineage: Eukaryota; Fungi; Ascomycota; Dothideomycetes; Venturiales; Sympoventuriaceae
Exons: 4
Coding region: 35-2512 (825 amino acids)
Molecular function (GO): carbohydrate binding
Source: RefSeq, a predicted model, not a curated record